UGGCCGAGUCACGGCCGGGCGGGGCCGCGGCGGGCGGGGCGGGGCCGGGCGGGGCGAGCGCCGCAGCGGGACCAGUCGCCAGCUCCUGCAUCCCCGGCCCUGCCACUCGGAGCAGCAGCAUCAUCAUCAUCCUCCGCACACCCUCCCCCCCCGCCGGGCCCCGCACCCCCCCCUUCCCCCCGCGGCGGGGCCACCAUGGCCGAGAUCACCAGUGUCCACCCCGGCUUCGACGUGUCCCCCGUGGUGGCCGGGCUCAUCGGCGCGACCGUCCUGGUGGUCUCCGUCUCGGUCACGGUGUUUGUGUGGACAUGCUGUCACCAGCAGGCCGAGAAGAAGCACAAAACCCCCCCCUAUAAGUUCAUCCACAUGCUGAAAGGCAUCAGCAUCUACCCCGAGACCCUGAGCAACAAGAAGAAAAUCAACCGGCUGCGCCGAGACAAGAGCGGGACCCCCAAGGAGGCCGCGCGGGGGAACCUCCUGGUGGAAGCGGCCGAGUCGGGGCUGGCGGGCCCCGACAAGGCCCCGUUGGCUCCCGCCGCGGCCCCCCGGGUCGAGCAGCUCCCCAUCCAGGUAGAUUACGGGGACGAACUCAGCCCGGACCGGAGCCUCACCCCAGCGGGCAGCAAAACCUCCUCGCCGUCCUCGCCGGGCGACGAUGUGACGCUGGGCGAGCUGACCUUCUCGGUGGACUACAACUUCCCCAAAAAGGCCCUGGUGGUCACCAUCCAGGAGGCCCGCGGGCUGCCCGUGAUGGACGAGCACACGCAGAGCUCCGACCCCUACAUCAAGAUGACCAUCCUGCCCGACAAGAGGCACCGCGUGAAGACCCGGGUGCUGCGCAAGACGCUGGAGCCGGUGUUCGACGAGACCUUCACCUUCUACGGGAUCCCCUACAGCCAACUGCAGGACCUGGUGCUGCACUUCCUCGUGCUCAGCUUCGACCGCUUCUCCCGCGACGACGUGAUCGGAGAGGUCGUGGUGCCCCUGGCCGGCGUCGACCCCAGCACCGGCAAAGUGCAGCUCACCAGGGAGAUCCUCAAGAGGAACAUCCAGAAGUGCCUGAGCCGGGGGGAGCUGCAGGUGUCCCUGUCCUACCAGCCCGUGGCGCAGAGGAUGACCGUGGUGGUGCUGAAGGCCCGGCACCUGCCAAAGAUGGACAUCACCGGCCUCUCAGCAGACCCCUACGUCAAGGUGAACGUCUACUACGGGCGCAAGCGCAUCGCCAAGAAGAAGACCCACGUCAAGAAGUGCACCCUGAACCCCGUGUUCAACGAGUCCUUCAUCUACGACGUGCCCGGGGAGCUGCUGCCCGACGUCAGCAUCGAGUUCCUGGUCAUCGACUUCGACCGCACCACCAAGAACGAGGUGGUUGGGAGGCUCAUCCUGGGCGCCCACAGCGCGACGCCCGCGGGCGCCGAGCACUGGCGGGAGGUCUGCGACAGCCCCAGGAAACCCGUGGCCAAGUGGCACAGCCUGAGCGAGUACUAAAAAAAAAAAACGAGCAAGACACCAACCUUCUUUCCAUCCCCUCUCCCCCCCCCCAAGCCCACCUAGGACAGACUUAAAACCUUGUUUUAGCUGUAGGACUAAAAAAAAAACAAAAAAAAAAACCCGAAAACUCUUCGUUCGUCCGCGAGGUCGGUUCUCUUAGUGAUGUGGGGGUUUUUUUUGUUUUGUUGGUUUGUUUUUGUUUUUUUUUCUGUUGGUUGGUUUUAUGUUUUUCGGGGGUUUUUUUCUCGUUGGUUCUUUUUUUUUUUAAUUUUGCAGGGCGCUAAAAAAAAAAACAAAAAAACAAAAAAAAAAACGCUCUGAGAGAGCAUUAAAGGACAAAAAAAAAAAAGAGGUACCACAGAUAUAUAUAACAGUGUAAUCACGCUAUUGCAUGCCUAAUAAAACUGAAAAUUAGUAUAACUCUGCCAGUAUCAAGUUGCAGGUUUUAAUACAAUUAUCUGUCACUAUGGAAGUUGUGUUCGUGCCGAGCUGUCUCUGCUGGUAUUUCACCAAGAUUGGCCUGUCUUUUUUUUAUUAGGCUUCUUCUCCCCAGGUUUUCUGGAUUCUGCUGUUUAACCUCUGGUUUCUUGUUCGUUUGUUUGCCUGCCCACAGGUUCUGUUCUGUGCUGGGUGAGAAUUCUGCACUGGCACAAAAGGGAAAUACAGGGAAAAUGGCACUGGCCUCCAGAGAAGGAACAAUUCCGUUGUCAGGCACUGAAAUCCUCGGGUUUGGGGAGCUGUGAGGUCACAACACCCCAGACUUGCCUCCCAAACCCAAACACCGACCGGUCCCGCUGCUUUUCCACGUGGAAGUUCCACAGGAUUCCUAAAAACUGAGAGAACUCUGCUCAGUUUUGGUUUUAUUGAGCCCCUGUCCAUGCCUGUGUUUCCCAAGGGAAGCCAAGCUCGGACUGGGAAGGAACCUCUCCACCAUCAGAUGAAAUUCCUGGUCCAUGAGUUCUGUUUAAACUCAGGACAGAGCCGGGGUGGGGGAAGAGCUCGUGUGGGAGAGGAUUACAAAGCUCCCCUUCAUCCCCCCUCGGGUCAGACGGGACCCUCAGAGGCAGCUUUGGAAGGAGGAGCAGCCACAGGGCAAAGCCUGGCACUGAAACGGGUCAGGCUUGGAAUUCCAGGGCAGCCUGAGCUCCACAAAGUUUGGGAGCAGCUGCCUCGGAUGUGCUGCUGCUCCCGGGGUCGGGCUCUGGCUACAGCCCAGCCCAGGGGAGGGAGAGGAGGAUUAAUUCAUUAACCAGCAGCAACUAAUUGGUGGUGAAGAGUGAACUGAGCAGGAACAGCCAGAACUGAAAUAAUUUCUGGGUCCUGCAGUGGGAACACGAAGCAGGAGCGAGUUUGGGGAGAGGCUGCCGGGGGAUCCCGGGGUUCCAGGAUGCAAAUCGUGGGGUUUAAUUUAAAAAAAACCCCUAAAAAUUAGGAUAAUUUAGCUGCUUACAGGAGCCCUGAAUUUUAGAACGUGAUCCUUUCCACCUCCGUGCUCGGGACUGGGUCGGUCCCUCCCAGUCCCUCCCAGUCAAGCAGGGACUCCACUCCUCCCCGAUGGCCAACGAGGGUUUCUGCCUGAGGGUAGGGUCGGUUUUAUCGGUGUCUUAAAUGCUCUGGGCUCUUGGGUGGCUCCAGAGAAGGAAUUCCCCCUUGGAAGUGGCUGCAGAUCCGUUUAAAUCCUUGUGGUUUUGGGGGUUUUUUUGUUGCUUUUUUUGCUUUUGGGUUUGGUUUUUUUUUUUCUUUCUCUCUAAGUGACUGUGUCGCUGAAAUUUUAGCAACUGCCACGAACUUUUUUCCUCCAAACAUGCUUUCCAGCACCUCUCCCAAAAAUCUGACCGGGACCUAAAAAACAGCAACGAAAUUCCCCCUCCCUCCCCUUCCCCCCCUCGGUGUGAAAAGCAUGUGUGAGCCUCGAUGAUUCCUUUAGUUGCAAAGGAAAGAUGAAUUUCUUGUCAAGGAAACAUGCUCAGGGUAAAUAGACUUAGGCUGUCGGGCAGGUAGGAGUAGCUCCAACACUCUUCUGGAAUAAUAGGAAACUGAAGAUGUGCAGAUAUUAUAUAUUUUUAAGACAUAAAAUAAGACAGUAAGUGACAGCAGACUCACUGUAAAAAAAUCUCCCAGGUGUGGUUUAUUCUUUACCUUUGUGUCUUCUGUUGUAAAAUGAACUUGGACAAGUUACAACUUUGUGUGGGAAAAAAAAAAACAAAACAAAAACAAAACAAAACAAAACAAAAAAGACAAAAAAAAAAAGAGAGGGAAAAACAAAAAAAAAGGCAAAAAAAGCCAACUCUCGACCUGUGUGGAAGUGCAUAACUGCUAUCAGCUAACCUCCAUCCUGUAACGCUACCUUGUAUGUUGGAUUUGUUAACGCACAUCGAGCGUGCAAAUAAAGAUUAAAUCACUUUA
Molecule: messenger RNA, 3897 nt
Organism: Chiroxiphia lanceolata (lance-tailed manakin)
Lineage: Eukaryota; Metazoa; Chordata; Aves; Passeriformes; Pipridae
Gene: SYT11
Product: synaptotagmin 11
Exons: 4
Coding region: 196-1488 (430 amino acids)
Biological process (GO): regulation of calcium ion-dependent exocytosis; regulation of dopamine secretion; cellular response to calcium ion
Cellular component (GO): synapse; axon; membrane
Molecular function (GO): clathrin binding; phosphatidylserine binding; calcium-dependent phospholipid binding
Source: RefSeq, a predicted model, not a curated record